This is a messenger RNA of Mixia osmundae IAM 14324, 495 nucleotides long. RefSeq lists its product as uncharacterized. NCBI's taxonomy places the organism in Eukaryota, Fungi, Basidiomycota, Mixiomycetes, Mixiales, Mixiaceae. Gene Ontology annotation, biological process: fatty acid metabolic process. The record is from RefSeq and is a predicted model, not a curated record. The transcript is spliced from 6 exons. Gene Ontology annotation, molecular function: fatty-acyl-CoA binding. Bases 1 to 495 code for a protein of 164 amino acids.
AUGGAGAUCUGUUCCCAGCGGAGAGCCCAGCCGACGGAUGAGAUGCCGCCGAAAGCAUCACAUACGCAUCUCACACCAGCAACAAUGUCGGCACAGUUCAAAAAGGCAGUCGAUAUCAUCCAAGAAUUGCCCAAGGAUGGCAACAUCAAACCAUCCCAGAACGAUCAAUUGAAGUUCUAUGGUCUCUACAAGCAAGCUAAGAUUGGCGAUGUGAACACAUCCCGCCCAGGCACAUUCGACUUUGCAGGCAAAGCCAAGUGGGAUGCAUGGAGCGCGAACAAGGGUAUGUCACAGGAAGAUGCGCAGACAAAGUACGUCGAGACGUUCAAGGAGGUCUUUGGCCGCUACGAAGACGACGAAGAAGCCAAGAAGGCACUCGCUUCCGUGCGUGAGGUCCGCUCCAAAGGCAUGCUAUUCCUGACUUGUUCCGCUCAACUCGACAGCUCGAGGCAUAGGCAACAAUAUUCGGAAGUCGUCCCAGAGAGAAGCAUGUAG